Meira miltonrushii is the source of this 1362-nucleotide messenger RNA. RefSeq lists its product as uncharacterized. Gene Ontology annotation, biological process: protein folding. Gene Ontology annotation, molecular function: protein disulfide isomerase activity. The coding region runs from base 9 to 1235 and encodes 408 amino acids. The record is from RefSeq and is a predicted model, not a curated record. Lineage: Eukaryota; Fungi; Basidiomycota; Exobasidiomycetes; Exobasidiales; Brachybasidiaceae. Gene Ontology annotation, cellular component: endoplasmic reticulum. The transcript has a single exon.
CCAACAAGAUGAUGAGAAACACUUACUUGCUAGCAUUGCUCUUGUUUGCAUUCAUUGCUAAUGCUUUGGCAGGUGCAGCAUCUAGUAGCGUUUUGGACUUGACAAAGACGGCAGAUUUCGAAGCAACAGUUGGAAAACAAAAAGGUGCAUUGGUCGAAUUCUUUGCUCCAUGGUGUGGUCAUUGCAAGAAGUUGGCACCUACAUAUGAAGAAUUAGGUGAUGCAUUCGCAUCAAAGAAGGACUCAAUCGUUAUCGCAAAAGUUGAUGCAGAUGCAAAUCGUGAAUUGGGUCAACGUUUCGGCGUUCGUGGAUUCCCAACUUUGAUGUGGUUCAAGCCAAACAGUCUAGAACCUGAAACAUACGACGGAGCAAGAGAUUUAACAAACCUGAAAAAGUACGUAGAGGAACAAAGCGGUAAACGUGCACAAAACAAACCUGCAGUUCCCUCAAAAGCCGUUCAACUGGAUUCUAACAACUUCAAUUCGAUCGUAAAGGACUCAAACAAGCACGUCUUUGUGGAAUUUUAUGCACCUUGGUGUGGAUUCUGCAAAAAGGUUGCUCCUGUGAUCGAACGUGUUGCUGCUGCAUUCGAAAAUGAAGAUGAUUGUGUUGUCGCUCAAAUGGACGCAGACAAUGCGGCAAAUCGUGAAUUUUUGACAGCAAACAAUAUCGAAGUUUCAGGUUAUCCAACUUUCCGUACUUACCCUAAAACCAAAAAGGAUACGCCCGAAAAGUUCCAGCAAACUGCAGAUAUGGACGAAACGGAAGCCAAGAUGAUUGAACACAUCAACUCUCACUGCUUCACACAUCGUAUCGUUGGUGGUGGUUUGUCAGAUUUGGCUGGCCGAAUCCCUCUUCUCGACACUCUUGCCAGUCGAUUCUACGUCUCUGACCCUAAAAAGGAUGAACGUAAGAAUAUCGUUGAAGAGACAAAAUCUUUUGUUGAACGUGUCAGCAAAUCUACUAAUGCAUCUGAUGCGAAGAACGCAGCAGCAGCAUAUUACAUCAAAGUGAUGGACAAGACGAUGGACGAACCUUCGUAUUUGGAACGUGAAACGAAGAGAUUGGCAAGUUUGAUGAAAAAGCAUACAGAAGGCACAAGUGUUUUGGUUGCGCGCAAAUACGACGACUUAAAGAGAAGAUCAAACAUUUUGGCCAGCUUUGCCAAAAAAGAAAUGAGUGAAAAAGCACGAGAAGCUGCUGAAAAGAUUACAAAAGGAAAAGAUGAAUUAUGAUUGCUCCUGUACAACUUUAUACAAAAUACUCUUCAGUUAAUCUUGUACGUACAAGGAUAAAUACAAAAUGAUGGGAUGUUAAAUAGUAGUAUACAAAUCUCCAAAUGAUAAGAAAGUGACGUGAGAG